GGGGAACCAUCUCGACGUCUAUCUCUCUCUGACCGUUUGCGGUACUCGCUACGUGACGUCACGGCCCGCCCCCUGCUCUCCUCUUUGUGCGGUUAACUGACAGGCUCCUUCCUUCUCUGCCGGGACAGAGACACAUCAGAGAUAAUGGCUGUACCUCCCACCUACGUUGACCUUGGAAAGUCCGCCAGGGAUGUUUUCACUAAGGGAUAUGGCUUCGGGCUCAUCAAGCUGGACCUGAAAACAAAGUCGGACAAUGGACUGGAGUUCACCAGCACGGGAUCUGCCAACACUGAGACCAGCAAGGUCGCAGGAUCCCUGGAGACCAAGUACAAGUGGGCGGAGCACGGACUGACCUUCACGGAGAAAUGGAACACCGACAACACCCUGGGGACCGAGAUCACCGUCGAAGACCAGUUGGCUAAGGGGCUGAAGAUGACAUUUGAUUCCUCCUUCUCACCAAACACUGGCAAGAAGAGCGGCAAAAUCAAGUCAGGCUACAAGUGCGAACACAUUAACCUUGGCUGUGACGUCAACCAUGACAUCAACGGUACAGCCAUCCACGGUGCAGCAGUGGUCGGCUAUGAGGGCUGGCUGGCCGGCUACCAGAUGACCUUCGAGGCGGGCAGGAACAGGAUCACCCAGAGCAACUUCGCAGUGGGAUACAAGACUGAUGAGUUCCAGCUCCACACGAAUGUAAAUGAUGGUACUGAGUUCGGUGGCUCCAUCUACCAGAAGGUGAACGACCAGCUGGAGACGGCCGUCAACCUGGCCUGGACCGCUGGAAACAGCAACACCCGCUUUGGCAUCUCCGCCAAGUAUCAGAUUGAUGCUGAUGCAUCCUUCUCUGCGAAGGUGAACAACUCCAGCCUCGUGGGCCUGGGCUACACUCAGACUCUGAAGCCAGGAAUCAAGCUGACACUCUCUGCUCUCCUCGACGGCAAGAACAUCAACGCCGGUGGCCACAAGCUUGGUCUCGGCCUCGAGUUCCAAGCGUAGGAGGAUGAGGCCGAUGCUCUUCCAGUCCUCCCAGCACACACGCAUUCCCCAACAAAAAAAAAAUUCCAAAUCUGUUUUGAUUAGUUAGCCCUCACAAAAUCCUUGAUUCCCCUAGACUUGUUACAGCUGGAAGCAAGACAUCAUGAAGGUUCAAUCGUUCCUGAGAUGAUCUACCACGUUUAGAGGACCACUUUAAGGGAACAGACUAUUUUGACCAUAAAGAGCCCGGCUCAGAACAAAACUACAAGCGUUUAUCUUGAAUUGUGUAGCUUGCAAAGGAAAAGUAGUCUGGAGUACACCUAUGUUGGCCUCACUCUUUGCCAUCUCACUACAUUCUUACACAAUGUUUUAAUUUGUGUGUCUCUAUCUUCUUUUCUUAUGCAGAUUAAAGGGAAGGUCAGAAGUAGGUCAGCCCAAAAUGCAAACUGGGUUUGAUACCUUUAACGUACAGUUAAGUAGUUAGAACACCAGAUGGUGCUGUUACAUAACGCCAGUAAGCACUCCCCUCUCAACAGGUGUUUUGGUGAAAUACUUAAAUUGUAUCACUAUUGCACUGGAGAGCUCUUGUGUUUGUCUGGACACAUUAUACAACGGGAAGCGUUAGUUGUCCCUGAUGCAAGAGGCUGUCAGUAGCUCAAAGAGACACUACACCCCAGUGUGUACGUCCUGUGUUUUCGUCCCACUUGUCUUUUGUGUCAGUGCAUUUGGUGUGAAUUAUGUCUUUUGUUACAUAUAGUAUAAAGAAUAUUAUUUUAUUGACAGUCUUGCAGAGUUAAAUCUAACUAUUAAGUCUUGCGAAGGCAAAGACCGGUCAGAUCCUUUAUAGUGGAGCAAAUGAAAGGAAACGUAUCAUGCACACAGUUGAAACUCUCUGGAUAAGUUCAUUCUUAGCAGGAGAAAGGACAAAUGUAUUGGACAGGAAAUGGUAGUCUUCCAAAUCUGGUCACGGGAAUCAUGCUUGGUGUACUUGACAGUAUUGUCAUUCCCUGAAUAAUAAAUAUGAAGAACAAACUGGA
Pleuronectes platessa (European plaice) is the source of this 2012-nucleotide messenger RNA. RefSeq names its product voltage-dependent anion channel 1 (gene vdac1). Bases 145 to 996 code for a protein of 283 amino acids. Lineage: Eukaryota; Metazoa; Chordata; Actinopteri; Pleuronectiformes; Pleuronectidae. The transcript is spliced from 9 exons. The record is from RefSeq and is a predicted model, not a curated record. Gene Ontology annotation, biological process: monoatomic anion transmembrane transport. Gene Ontology annotation, cellular component: mitochondrial outer membrane. Gene Ontology annotation, molecular function: voltage-gated monoatomic anion channel activity.